Messenger RNA from Callorhinchus milii (elephant shark), 2717 nucleotides. Its product is annotated as nipsnap homolog 1. The record is from RefSeq and is a predicted model, not a curated record. The coding region runs from base 28 to 864 and encodes 278 amino acids. The transcript has 10 exons. Gene Ontology annotation, cellular component: mitochondrion. Lineage: Eukaryota; Metazoa; Chordata; Chondrichthyes; Chimaeriformes; Callorhinchidae.
ACACAAAAACCUCAGCAAAACAAGAAGAUGGCGGCGAUCUGGCCUCUUGGUUCGUGGAAAUCUUCGGGAGUGUUCAAGCCAUGUUGGAGGAUGUGCAUCAGGGCUUAUAGUAAAGACGAGCACAAGGAAAAAGGAUGGUUUCGAUCGUUAUUCGUUCACAAAGUGGAUCCGAGAAAAGACGCUCAUUCAAAUCUCCUCUCCAAGAAAGAGAUCAGUAACUUGUACAAAAUGCAGUUUCACAAUGUGAAACCAGAAUGUAUGGAUGCAUACAACGGUUUAUCGGAACAGAUAUUGCAAAACCUACACAAUGAUCCGGACUACCCGUGUGAGAUCGUCGGGAGUUGGAACACAUGGUAUGGAGAACAGGACCAAACGGUGCACUUGUGGCGUUUUUCUGGUGGCUACGCGGCUUUGACGGAUGUUAUGGAGAAGUUAAAGCAAAACAAGGAAUACUUGGAAUUCCGUAGGGAGAGGAGCAAGAUGCUAGUGUCUCGGAAAAACGAGAUCCUCCUGGAGUUCAGCUUCUGGAACGAACCUCUGCCUAGAGCGGGUCCUAACAUUUAUGAACUCAGAACAUAUUACUUAAAGCCGGGGACCAUGAUUGAAUGGGGCAAUAACUGGGCUCGAGCUAUUCGCUUCCGUCAGGAAAACAAUGAGGCUGUAGGUGGAUUUUUCUCACAGAUCGGAAACCUCUACGUGGUGCAUCACCUGUGGGCUUACCGAGAUCUGCAAUCCAGGGAUGAAACACGAAAUUCCGCUUGGCAAAAAUCCGGGUGGGACGAAUGUGUCUAUUACACAGUUCCAUUGAUUCGAUACAUGGAAUCGAGGAUUAUGAUCCCACUGAAGAUCUCCCCUUUACAGUGAUUCUGUUUAAAACUCUUUCCUAGUGGUUUCCUUGUGUUCUUUCUAGCCUGUGUUCCGAGUGAGGGCCAAGGGGCUUGUGUUUUGUUUCCUCUCGUAUUCGCCAUCAGUCAAACGUAAGCCAUCUGCAACGGAAAUAAUGAUGUUUCCCCAAGUUUCCUGUCUGUGAUGUGCUAAAGUCAAUGGACACUUGGUGGACGAACAAUGCUUGCAAUUCCUCCUUUUGUGAGAACCCGUCUGAUCUCCAAGCCAACAAUUAAUGACGUCUGACAAUGAAUCAUGAUUAAUAAAUACGUUCAUGCGUACAUUACACACACACACACACACAAAGAGUUAAUAAACUAAUCCCAAUCUAGUCGUUGUAAUGCUCCAUUCCCCCUUUUCUAUUCUCUCAAGGAUAAUACACUACCACUAAUGUAUUUGGUUUAAAGGGUUUGGAUGUGUGGAAAGGACUGAUGGGGAAGGUAUCUGACCAUUUAUCACACCUAUGAAAAAUGAUUAUGUCAACAGGUGACAAAUGUCUUUCAAGCCCCCUCCCCAUCCCUCAAUUAAAUUGAAAAGAGAACAUCUUUAAAGUACAUUGUAAUAGGAGGAGUCCAUUUGCCAGAGCGAGCCUGUUCCGCAGUUUACCAGAUGAUUGCAGGUCAAAUACAUUCCUCUUCAGGAGUGUAUUUGGAAGCUAUUCGGCCAUUGACUUGUUACACAAUGUCAGGUAUGUUCUGGAGGCCACCCACACAACCUACACACCCUUUAAACGAUUCCAUUUUAACUGGGCUAUCCGCCCACAAACUCUUGUUAGGUAAGUUAUAAUCAUAUAAUAAACCUUGAAUUUGAUAUAGCGCCUUAUCAUGUCGUUGAGACACCUCAAAGCGCUUCAUAGAAUAUACUGUAAAGUGAAUUGACUAUAUCUUGUGGAUGAAAUAAGGCAGCCAAUUGUGUGCAGCAGUGUCCCACGCACAGUUGUGGAUUGAGUGACCAAAUUAUUGUUAUUUUUUCAGUGAAUUAUUACCCAUGGAAAGCGAUCUGCCAAUUGACUAACAAUGGCGUUCCUACUGACUGCUAGAUAAACAGAGGCGCGUGAAGUAAGGACACUUGCCUAAAGUUUCACCCCCACCCGGGCAUUGAACCCAGGACCUCUUGUGAGUCAAAUGCUCUAGCGAGUCUCACCAAUGAUCGUUUGAUGACUAUUGAUUCCACAUGAAUCAAUUGCCCCAAAAAUUCACCCAGUCCCAGCCUGUAAAGGCUCCUUUCUCCCAGAUUCCAGGCCAACAGAUAAAAUUGGCCCUUUAUUUCCUGGCUGUUUGUAUGGGCAUAUUGCUGUGUGCAAAUUGUCUGCCACGUUCACCUACGAAAUACACAUUUGCUAUAAUUUACAGUGAAUCCUGUGAAGCGCUUUGAGACGUCUACCUGAUGUGAAAGGCACUAUCAAAUGCAAGGAUUAUUACUACUGUUUUUAGAUGGCCAAGAUUGUGGAAAAUUCUUAAGUUCAGUCUUAACUUUACAAGCCGAUUUUCUGCAGUUCUUAAAAGUGAAACUGGCUUCAAAAUGAGGAUCAAACCUCAAGAAAUUUACACAAUUCUGCGCUGUCGUACACUUUAAGAGGGGAAAUGGUCAGACUUACAAGCCAAGAUCAAUUGUAAUUUCAGGCGAAAGUAUUUUAGUAAUUGAAAUGCAAUGAAACACUUUUUUUUAGCAAUCUGACUACGCAGAGUUGAAACGUUUGUCAAAUGAACAGUUUACAGUGAAAUGUUUCGAAAGCGUGUGGUUGAUUAAUUUCGGUGUGCACUGUGAUAUAUUUUUAAACGAGGCGUGUCAUUUUUAAUUGCCGAUCUGAUUAAAAUGUACAUUUUGAAGUC